Messenger RNA from Galdieria sulphuraria, 1145 nucleotides. Its product is annotated as formamidase. Bases 260 to 1111 code for a protein of 283 amino acids. The transcript has a single exon. The record is from RefSeq and is a predicted model, not a curated record. Gene Ontology annotation, molecular function: hydrolase activity, acting on carbon-nitrogen (but not peptide) bonds, in linear amides. Lineage: Eukaryota; Rhodophyta; Bangiophyceae; Galdieriales; Galdieriaceae.
GCAUUGCCUAAAACUCUAACUUCUGAAGUAAGUCUACAGGCAUUUGUAUUCCGAGAGCUUUUACUUUCUCAUAUUCCUGAAAGUAGUAACUUGCAAUGAGCUGUGGAUUCCCUUCAUCUGGGCGGUUGAGAUCUGGCGGUUAGAUUGUGGCGGUUAGAACCGGAAUGAAUGGUAAUAAUGGAUAUAGAAGCAUUCGCAUCAUGCCAAGUUUACAAUUUGUGGAAUAUUGUUCAACAGAAUUUGUCUCAGCAACGAAACUAUGAACACUACGGAAAGAAUACCCAAUAUUUUUCCUAUUGAUCCUAAUCUGUCACCAACGCAACAGCCAAAGCCUCUACACAAUAGAUGGCAUCCUGAUAUUCCACCAAUUGCACAAGUCAAGGUGAAUUCAGUAUUUCGGGUGGAUAUGAUUGACUUCACAGGUGGUCAAAUUAAGAAUGACGAUAAUGCAGAAGAUGUAAAGUCUAUUAAUAUCAAUAAGAAUCACCAUUUGUCUGGUCCUUUUAGUGUAUGUGAUGAAAACGGUAAACCAGCCAAACCAGGAGACCUUCUCGUUGUUGAAUUGUGUGACCUUGGUGCUCUUCCUGGUCAUGAAUGGGGAUAUACUGGAAUUUUUGUUCGAGAAAAUGGUGGUGGCUUUCUUACAGACCAUUUUCCAAAUGCAGCAAAGGCUAUUCGGGAUCUUGAAGGAGUUUAUGCUUCUUCAUGUCACAUACCAGGAGUACAAUUUGCUGGAAAUAUUCAUCCAGGUCUCAUUGGAACUGCUCCCAGUAAAGAACUUUUAGAAAUAUGGAACGAAAGAGAACGCAAAUUGUUAGAGGAAGACAUCGAGAAGAUGUCACUUGCCGCUGUGUUGCAUCAUCGUCCUAUGGCUAUGCUACCGGAACCAAAAGAAGCUCUAUUAGGUGCAAUAAGCCCAAAGAGUGCGGAAUUUGAGCUGAUUGCAGAGGAAGCUGCGCGUCCCAUUCCUGGAAGAGAAAACGGUGGAAAUUGUGACAUUAAAAACUUGACAAGAGGAAGCAGGAUUUAUUUGCCAGUAUUUGUUGAAGGUGCGAACUUCUCUGUGGGCGAUCUUCAUUCUAGUCAAGGUGAUGGCGAAGUGUCUUUCUGAAAUGUCCGUAUUUGCGAUUAUGCGUUGUCAAAUU